Rhinichthys klamathensis goyatoka is the source of this 3125-nucleotide messenger RNA. It is a transcript of the gene lrrc53, whose product is annotated as leucine rich repeat containing 53. Gene Ontology annotation, molecular function: protein binding. The record is from RefSeq and is a predicted model, not a curated record. The coding region runs from base 444 to 3125 and encodes 893 amino acids. NCBI's taxonomy places the organism in Eukaryota, Metazoa, Chordata, Actinopteri, Cypriniformes, Leuciscidae. Gene Ontology annotation, cellular component: plasma membrane. The transcript has 5 exons.
GAUGUGAAGCAAGACAUUUCCUUGAGGAUGAGGAGACAUAUUAUUGUGGCAGGUGUUUCUAGUGUUCUCACACACUAAAUAUCGAGCAGAAUCACCUGCACAGAAGCAAACAGGUGGAAGAUCAUGCAUGUUUUAUAACUACACCUUCCUCAUCUGUCUGGCAGUCAGCGUCUCCAGGCAACAGAGGUCAGAGGAGCACAGCAUCCAAAACAGAAGAAAAACACAGGACAACUAGUUAUCAAUGAGUGCUAUUACGAGUUGGGAAGGUUGACUGAAUGUAGAUCUUGACUGAUUCUGUUGUGCUUUUGUUGACAGGCUAUUGCUUUUUGCUUUGUUUUUGAGGAUAAACGUUGUGGCCUGAACCAAGCUGAUCGAAGGUCAUGGACCACAUAACCCAUUUUGGAAGUCCAAUACUGGCUUCAAUCUGACUUCAAUGGCAAAUCAUGAGAAGUAUCUGCCUUCUACUGAUGCUGACAGUCACUCAAGUUCAGCUGUCGUCACUCUGCCCCGCUUCCUGUUUGGUGUGUACUGAAGAUGUCAUCAUCUGUCAUAAACUCUCAAGAAUCAUUGAUGCACCAGGCUCUACUAAAGCUUUGAUGCUCACUGAUGGCCUCAUUGAUUCGGUGGACAACAUGGUUCUCUCUGAUUUAUCCAACAUGAGUGUUCUGGCACUCAGCAACAAUGCCAUCUCCAGCAUCGAGCAGAAUGCGUUUCAGAACCUCACUUUCCUUUCGACACUGUCGCUGGACCACAACCGCAUCUCCAGUCAAACCCUGGACAGCUCCACGUUCUCCUGGCUUCACAGAUUGGAGACCCUCCAGCUUGGGAACAACAAUCUGAAAGACAUUGACGGCUUCUGGUUUCAAAACUCUAGUGCUUUAAAAACACUUCAGCUAGAGGGGAACCUCUUUACAGUCUUGAACUCCACCACCUUUGCCCACGCGGACCUGAGGAACCUGGAAACGUUGGACUUGUCCGACAACCUCAUCGUGUACGUAGGCAGCGAUAGCUUCCGAGGACUGCCUCGUCUCCACAGCCUCGAUCUGUCCCGAAAUCAUCUGCGCACCGCUCCGGAUGCCUUCUCAUACCUGUCGGGGCUCUCAGUGCUGAACCUUGAGUUGAACCGCUGGAGCUGUACGUGUGAGUUGAGAGAGCUGGCCUCGUUCCUCAACAGCUACAUUCAGGCUCCUGAGAAAGUGUUGUACAAUGGGCAGAGGAUGGUGUGUGUGAACACAGAUAACCCAGCUGUGCAGACUGUGCUGGAGCUGACUGACGCCAACUGUGUCCCGCCAAACAGGAAUAUCACAGUGGAGGUUGUGGCUAAAAGUAAUAACACUUCCCAGCAAUACAUUAGAAAUGUUGCCAUUGCCAUUGUGUUUUCAUUUUUCGGAGGUGUUGGGAUCACUCUGGGAAUGAUUGCCAUAGCAUACCACAAACUCAGUAAGAAAUUUAAACUUGCUCAGGAGGAGUGUAGAGCUGAAGAGAGGCACACGUCCAGCCCGGAAACAGCCCAGUGGAAUUUCUGCGAAGGCAAGGACACUCUAUCCAUGAGCCGUGCGCUCUACAACAGCAACUACAAAUCCCAUCAGCCCUGCGAGGGAGAAGACUCCCCUUAUCUGGGAUCAGACGCUCUGGAGAAUCAUUUCACCUGCCACAAGUGCAGCUCCACAGCCCUUUCCGUAGGAAAGCACAAAAGAGAGAUUGUCCUGCAUGGAGCCAGUCAUGUGGGUGAACAGCUGGCGAAUCAACGCCAACAUAGAGGGAAUGAUCAACAUUCUGUGUUGCAACUAAGGAGCAAAGACACGAGUGGACGGGCACACAAUGAGAGCAGGUCAAGAGUUCCAACUUCUUCCCAACGUCGUGGGGGUUCGAACGACAUCUCAGCUGUCAGAAUACGCCAGCUGGCCCUCAGUAAUCAUUUCUCAGCCCUCCAGAGAGGCACAUUCAGACCCCCAGACCAAAUCCACAAUGAAGUAACUCAAGGACAUCACUCACUAUUAAAACACCAGGACGAGGGCGUUGGCGCUCGGCCGAUUUACCAAACCAUCAGCUGUCUGCACUGUCACCAGACUUAUGAAUACAGACAAGCUGGAAGUAACAAACAGAGCUUUCCAUUUACAAAUCACUCGCAGAACACUGGAGCACAAAUGUAUGACACUAUGCUAUACAGAGACAUCUUGGGGUAUGACAAGUCAAACGCUGGGAGACGUGGUGAGAGUCGAGCUAGUGAGUUGGGGUUUAAGUUAGCUUCUCAAAGGAGCGUCACUUUUGAUCUAGCUGGGCCCGAGGAACGUGUCCUCACCACAAUGGCUGACAGACCCAAAAAAGAGAGUGGGAUGAAGAGCUCUAAAACAUCUGCACAGAAAAGCCCCCGAAAGCUGGGUAGGACUAAGAGCAGCACACGAGGACAAUUAAAGACCCAGAAAACCAGAGGACGAGCAAAGAGGACACUGAAAGUUAAAUUAAAUUUAAACCCCCUUCGAAAAAACAGAGUUCAUCCAAAGUCCAAUGAUGAAGACAAUAAUGAAGACAAGAUGUCCAAAAAGGCUAAGAAGGAAAAACUGAGAAGCAAAAAGGACAAAAAAGAUCUCCAGAGAAAAGACAAAACUAGCAAAAAAUCAAAAGACAACGCUGAGGGAUCAGGAAAUAAGGAAGAGGAAGACAACUCCGAAAUGAAACGCACUAAAAAAGGAAACAAGGAUUCAACGUCCAUGUCUAAGGAUGCAGAUGAAGUCACUAAAGAAAGAGGACAAGAGCAACAAAGCUGUAUUCCUGUUGAGGGGGAAACUCCGUUAGAGUCUGUCUUCGGCGGUAGAUCUGAAGCUCAAACGGCAUCAACACUCAGUUUUACUCUUCCAGAUGAACACAACGGUCUUACGGCUCCAUCACACCCUGACACUCAGCGGCUAUCCAAUCCAAAUAUUGAACUCCCUGAGAGUGAAUCCGCUGCUUCACAGGAUGUGGUGGAUCAGUCCAACAGUUCAGACCUGAGGAGCUCUGCUGCACCUGUCAUCCAAGAAUAUGUUUCUUCAGCCGAGGGCUCGCCAAAGAGGAAGUUAAGACUCAUUCUACCUGAAAAAACCUCCAACAGGCCACAAACGGCACUUGAUAAGAAAAUCAGAUAG